AGCCCCUCUGUGGAGGCUGAGGAGCAUGGUGGGAUGGGGGCUGGCCCAUCCUGCGCUUCCGUCAGCACGGCCGUGGCUGCAGGCCAGGGGAGAGCAGCACGCCAGCAAGGAGCAAGCCUGUCCGACCUGUUCCUCCAGGCUCAGGGGCCCAGAGCAGGCUGCUGUUCCCAGCUGGAGCACUGGACACCCCAGGGCCCAGGACCCUGCAGUGGGGGCAGGCAGGAGGGGAAGGCUGGCACAGCAGUGCAGUGGGUGCUGGUGGGACCCAGCAUCCUGGCCCCAAACCAGGAGUGUGACACCCCCACCCCAGCACCCGUUUUUGGGGUCAGCUCAGUCUGGGUGCUGGACCGAGGAUGCUCCUCAGCCCUGGGGCCCAUGGAGGUGCAGCACCCUGGUGCUUGGUCUUGACUCACCUGUAAUGGAUGCCCGGGCUGGAUCCUGGCACCGGUGCAGCGCCGUGACCCCAGGAGCUUCUCUUCCUUCGGUGUUUCCCUGGAAGAUGGGCAGUGGAGGCUGGUGAGGGAGGCCAGGGAAAACGGAGCUGUUGAGCUGGGCACAGCAUGGAUCCUCCAUGACUCCUUCCCAGGAAAUUCCUGCCUUACAAAAAAAGCCCGUUUUUGUCCUCAGAGGUUGCAAAACCCCAGGAGGAGCAGCCAGCCACGCUGUGUGACCCAGCCGUGGGGGGAUCUCUCAGGGGGCCAUCCCUGGCCAGCACAACGGGCUUGUUUUGGUGUUGAAUCAGGUCAGCCCUGCCUUCCCGGCAGGUGGCCUUUGAAACCACCGGCAUUUCCUUAAACUCUUCUCAGGGAAAGUCCCGGCUGCCGCACCGCCCGCUGCCUCCAUAAAGCGCCGGGCCGGCGGCGGGCGCGGGACAGCGCACCAUGGGCAACUGGCUGGUCAACCACUGGUUCUCGGCCGCCGUGCUCGCAGCCUGGCUGGGCAUCAACAUCUUCCUCUUCACCUACUACUUUCUGUUCUUUGACCGGGACGAGCGCUAUUUCUACACCAGGGCCAUCCUCGGGUCUGCCUUGGCAUGGGCUCGAGCAUCAGCCAAGUGCCUCAACUUCAACAGCAUGCUGAUCCUGCUGCCCGUCUGCCGCAACCUGCUCUCCUUCCUCCGCGGGACCUGCUCGUGCUGCAGGCGGACGUUGAGGAAGCAGCUGGACCACAACCUCACCUUCCACAAGCUGGUGGCCUACGCACUGGCCCUGCUCACAGCUGUGCACACCAUCGCCCACCUCUUCAACCUGGAGCGCUACAACCAGAGCCAGCAAGCCGCUGACAGCAGCCUCCCCGCUGUCCUCUCCAAGAUGCACCUGCAGGGCAGCCAGUGGCUGAACCCCAUCCACUCCAACCAGACGACCGUCGAGUAUGUGGCUUUCACGACCAUCCCGGGGCUCACGGGGGUGAUCAUCACGCUGGCACUCAUCCUCAUGGUCACGUCCUCCACCGAGUUCAUCCGCAGGAACUACUUUGAGCUCUUCUGGUACACUCACCACCUCUUCCUCGUCUACUUCGCCGGCCUCGUCAUCCACGGCAUCGCCGGGCUGGUGCGUGGGCAGACGGAGCAGAGCAUGGCAGAGGUGCACCCCUCUCACUGCGCCGAGUACCUCACACGGCGGGAGCAGAACUGCACCCACCAGUGCUGCACUGACCCCGAGUUCGGGGGCAUCCCUGCCGAGUCCUGGAAGUGGGUUCUCGCCCCCAUCAUCCUCUACGUCUUUGAGCGGAUGCUGCGGGUCUGGCGGGCGCAGCAGAAGGUGGUUGUCAAAAAGGUUGUCAUGCACCCUGCCCGCGUGCUGGAGCUGCAGAUGCAGAAGAAGGGUUUCUGCAUGGAGGUGGGGCAGUACAUCUUCAUCAACUGCCCCGCCAUCUCCCCGCUGGAGUGGCACCCCUUCACCCUCACCUCUGCACCCGAGGAGGAUUUCUUCUCCAUCCACAUCCGGGCAGCUGGCGACUGGACAGAGCGUCUCAUCGACACCUUCCAAGUGCAGACACCCAGGUGGGUUGGGGAGUGCCCAACAGGCCGUGCCAGGGGUUUGGGGAGGCCGUGCCUCUCACCCAGACCUGCUUUGGCCAGGGUGGAGGUGGAUGGUCCCUUUGGCACAGCCAGUGAAGACGUGUUCCAGUACGAGGUGGCCAUGCUGGUUGGCGCGGGCAUCGGCGUCACCCCCUUCGCCUCCAUCCUCAAGUCUGUCUGGUACAAGUUCCAGCAGGCUGACCAGACCCUCAAGACCAAGAAGAUCUACUUCUACUGGCUCUGCCGGGACACAGGAGCCUUUGCCUGGUUCAACGACCUGCUGGCCUCUCUGGAGCAGAAGAUGGCCGAGUCGGGCAAGGCAGACUUCCUCACCUACCGCCUCUUCCUCACUGGCUGGGACACCAGCAUUGCCAACAACGUGGCACUGCACUUUGACACCGCCACGGACACAGUGACGGGCCUCAGGCACAAAACCAUCUUCGGGCGGCCCAUGUGGAACACGGAGUUUGCAGCGGUGGCUGCAGCCCACCCCAGGUCAGUGGUCGGUGUGUUCCUCUGUGGGCCAGAGGCCCUGGCAAGGAGCCUGAAGAAAUCUUGUCACCAACACUCCAGCCUGGACCCCAGGAAGGUCAAAUUCUACUUCAACAAAGAAAACUUCUAAGUGGCAGCGAGGCUGGCACCCCAGCAGGCACGGACCCUGACUGUGCUGCCUCAGGCCUUUCCAAAGCAAGGCCAGGGAGAAACAUCUGGGCAUGCACUGAAGCCAAGCAACACACAGCAAGGUACUCUCUCUGUGAGAACUUCCAGGUUCAAAGACUGCUGCCUGCCUGUCCUGGUGUCCAAGAGGUCCUCAUGGAGCAAGAGAGCCUGCAGCUCCAGCCAGCCCCUGGGACAGCAGAGCCACGUUCUGUGAUGCUGCUGGAGCAGCAGGGAGCUGUGGGAGCCCAGCGGGUCGGGCAGCACCACUGGAUGGGGAUGGGACAUGGGCAUCCCCGCAGGUGUCAGGGGCCAAACCUGCCCCUCAGGGUUUAAACACUCUUUUGUACAAGAAUAAAUUAAACUUCCUCUUCUUUGUAAUGAAA
This is a messenger RNA of Passer montanus (Eurasian tree sparrow), 3063 nucleotides long. It is a transcript of the gene NOX1, whose product is annotated as NADPH oxidase 1. Gene Ontology annotation, cellular component: NADPH oxidase complex; plasma membrane. The transcript has 12 exons. The record is from RefSeq and is a predicted model, not a curated record. NCBI's taxonomy places the organism in Eukaryota, Metazoa, Chordata, Aves, Passeriformes, Passeridae. Gene Ontology annotation, molecular function: superoxide-generating NAD(P)H oxidase activity. The coding region runs from base 882 to 2642 and encodes 586 amino acids. Gene Ontology annotation, biological process: defense response; superoxide anion generation.